ACCAAUAGUCAUCGGUUAUGAACCAUAUGAACACCAUAUGAACGCAACAUAACCAAAUUUUCUUGUAUCCAGAAUUUUACAUUGCAAGAAUCGUAUAUGUCUAUAAAGUGAUAUUAAAUAUAAAUAAUAUGUUGGCAAAUAAGGUUUUAAAUUUUUGUUGCAAGCAAAAGAAAUUGUUUAAAAGUUUUAAUGUGUAUGCAUCUACAUCAACCACUGCUUCCCAAGAACCCUCAAGAAUAGAAAAAUCAUUAAAUCAUGUACAACUACUUGGAAGAGUUGGUGCAGAUCCACAACGAAAAGGUAGCGAUGACCACCCUGUUGUAGUAUUUUCUAUGGCAACAAAUUCAAAUUAUCGUUACGAAACUGGCGAAUUUCUUCAAAGAACAGAGUGGCAUAGGGUCGUUUGCUUUAAGCCAGGUUUGAGAGAAACUAUUCUGAAUUACUUAAAGAAAGGGCAAAGAGUUUUUGUAACAGGAAGAGUAACUUAUGGUGAAGUGAAAGGUGAUGAUGGCAAACCAAGAACCACUGCAGCUAUUGCAGCUGAUGAUGUUAUUUUCUUUCAGUCUUAAAUAUUGGAUCUACCGAUGGGACUCCCUUUAUUCCAUGAAAAUAAGUUUAUAGAAGUCUUUAGAAAGGGUAGUACAAUAUGAGAGGUUGGGGAGGCUGGAAGAGGGGGAUAAGAAAGGAAUAAUGGAGGAAGGUGAUGGAAAUAAGGGGCAAAAAGUAGAUAUGAUAGCGAGGGAGGGAGCGUUGAAGAAUUUAAAAAUAAAGUAAGAACAGGUGAAAGGGUGGUAUAGGGAACUGGCAAAGGUGGGAGGAUUGGUGAGGGAUAUAGAGGCAGAGAAAUAACAGGAGGGGAGGAUUUAAAAAACAGAGAGGUCUUGCUAUGUGGUGAGUGUAAAAGAUACAAUACGGAGGAACUGGCAGGGGGAUUGGAUGCCAAGAUAUUUAGAAAGAGGGUGGGAAAUAAGAGUAACGAAAAAAUUCAGGACAUGGAAUGAGAGUGAAGGAUGUAAAUAUUGGAAGAUAAAAAGAAAAGAUAGGUGAAAGGGAGGAAGAAAGCUUAAAGCAUGUUUAGAAGGAUGUGAAAAUGGUGAGACAUGGGAGGAAUGCUAAAUGAUUGGAAGGGAAGAUGGGGUGGACUCAGUUGCCGGAAGAGGACUUUAAGGAAUAGGAAGGCAGAGUAGAAUAUCUGCAAGGAAUUAGGUGGGAAAAAAUGGUAGAGUAAAAACAGGGUUAAGUGAAUAAUAUAUAUAUAUUUUGGUUAAAGAAAAGCUCUAGUUUUAAGUGCAUUAUUAGUGGUUUAUAUUUUUUGGACGACAUGAAGGAUAUGGGUAUGUAGCAUUUGUUGGGAUACAGCCGAAAUAUCACUUAACUGCAACCUUUUAUUUUAUUAAUAAAGGUUUAAAAUUUUAUAAAAAAAAUCUACACCAAAUUUCUAAAAACAAGAAGAUUGUGUGCAAACGGAUAUAUAAGUCCUCUUUCAGCAUUAAUCCUUUCAGCGGCUCGAUCAAUCAAGUCAAUCUCCGUUGCAAAUCAGAAAAUAAUUUUUCCAUCUAUUCAUUCAUAUUUACAAAUUCAUUCGAAUUGAGCGGCAACCCCAAGAUGAUUACAAUAUAAAUUGAGGUUUAUUUGUUAAUACUGGAUCUGUCUUUCGGUAUUUUUACUUUUUCGUUUUGUAUUAUAUAACUAUGUGUGUCAUCUUGGUUUUUCACGUUGAAUUUUCAGAUUUAGUGCUUUAUUAUAGUUCAGUUUCACAAACCGCCAUUUGAUUGAUGGUGCAUCUUGUAAUGUGGUUUCCCCAUCUACAUAUUUUUUCAACUGUAGUAUACUACACACUAGUGACAGGUCUUAGCCGAGCAGGUGAUCUAUCUACCAUUGUGUGUAAUCACCACAGGGCGGCAUCACCUCUUAAAAGGUACGACGUAAUGUAGGAAAAUUUGAACACAUGUACAUUCAUCCACUUUUUCAUAUAAAGAAUAAAAUAAUUCAAGUCCAAUAAAUGCAAUGUAAAACAUUCACCAAAUUAUGCAUUUUUGUUCGUACGACAUAAAGAAAAAAAUGCCGACAAAGAAAUGUGUAAUUUGUAUGUUCCCUAAACGUUUUUCCUUGUCAGUAUAUUGUUUUAAUUACUGUGUUUCCAAUAACAUAAGCUGUUAAUAUUUGUUUCUAAUGAAAGAUACUACACUCAAACUUCCAAGUGACCAUCUGUUAUAGACAGGAAUGAGUUUUGUUUACACGAAAGUCUGUAAUAAUUUAUUUAUUUUUCGUGCGUCAUAACACGGGCAAACAGACAAAUUUUUCUACUUAACAUACGUACACGUGUAUUUGUGUUAAUAAAUUAAACUAAACAUUUUUUUUUUAAAACAAGUCUAGCAAACUACUACGACGUUACCUGAUCCUGGGGACACGUUAUUGCUUUAGUUGACAAAUUUAUUGAUAGUAAACAUGUACUGAUACAUACAUACAUGCCGGUAUGUCGUUAUGUAACGGAAGUAGGUUUACCCGUAGUUUAUGAUUAAUUUUAUCGUCGUUAAACAUUGCUACCAAUCAAAUUAAACAUCCUACAAUAUCAAGACCAAAUACAAUAAUAUUUGGAGAAACUUUCAUAAAUAAAGAUAGCACCUACUUGGACAAAAAAUAUUAAAUGUUUUUAUUUGCCUAGAAACUUGCAGAAUAUCGUGGCGUAGUACGCAAAAACGAACAACUGACCACAAUUGUAAUCAGAAAGUUUCAAGUCUUUCAAUUUACUUUCAAACAUUUCAAAAUUAUUUUUUGAGAAUUUCAUCGGACAACCUGUGCCUCGCGGUUCACCGAGUGACCUUAGUAAUUAAACGUGACCGGCUAAACAUCCGAAAAUAAAGUACCUAUAAUAUAAUAAAUCAAUAUAUCUCCCUUUACGGAAAAACCUCUCUCUCUCUCUAGCGGACACAUUUGCCUGGUCCCAGCCGCUUUCCAUAAGGAAAGCAUUGCUAUGACUCUCUUGUACGAAUACUGACAGUAAUUUUCAAAAAUUUUUCAAGAAAAGUUUCUUUUGAACGAAUAACUCAAAAAUAAAUCAAAUUAUGUCCUAGUUGAGAGCUACAGAUAACAAGAUAACAUAUCAGUCCUAUUCAAAACACUAGUUUAGGUGUGUAAGUAUUUGCACCUUUGCACAAUAAAAGAAAUUUUAAUUUUAUUCGAUGCGUUGGAGUAUUUUUCUUGGAACCUCUGUUGCGUGUAGAACUGUAGAAAAGGUGUAACAUUUACAUUUUUGUUCUAAUUUAAGAAUACCAAUAUUGUUUAAUUGCACGUCGAUGAUAUUAGAAUUUUGUUCGCAACUGAUUGAUGCCAUCGUUGGUUCCGUCAUUAUGAAGAGCCAGGAGUUCGAUGAUAAAGGUUGCCAUAGUUCCAGGUGAGCUUUGACAACUUUUGUGGGGCAAUCUUCAGGAACUGUGGACGAAGGGGUAACUCGUAGCAGAGUUUCGCAUACGGGUCUUUGUGACGUAAGAUGAACAACCAUUUGAGAACACAAGUACUCCUCCUCGGCAAGUUUCUUACAAGAUGUUAAGUUCUUAAAUCGACAGUAAUCAGUCUUAGAAGUACUUAGAAGAAGGUAAGGAAAAGAAGGGUCGAUAUAGGAAUAAAUAGACGAAUUGUCUUUUCGAACGGGAAGUGGUAUAAGAUUAUAUAAAGUAUAUAUUUUCUCGUUAACAAUCGGAAUUUUGAUAGCAUAUAUCAAGAUUUGACCGUCAUAUGAUACAGUAAUAUCACAAAUAGAGAAAUAUUUAUAAAAAUUUUCAAUAUCAACGGGUGAUAUCGGGAAUUCUAUAUUUGUAUUAAAUUUGAUUUUAGAUAAUUCUUCUCUUAAACUAAGUGGAGUAAUGACCGAUGGGUGAAUUAUGUUUUGUUUAGCGAAAAGUAUGCUAGAAAUUUCUGCUUCACAUUCUUCUUUUAAAUCAUUAAUGACUUGCGACAUUAUUUGAAUGUUUUCGUCAAUAAUCUCAUUAGAUUCCAAUUGAUUAAUUUUAUUUGCUAUUGACUUACUAAAAAGAUUAAAUUUAUUAAUGUUUUCAUUUAAUUUGUUUUCGUUACUUCUGAAACUUUGAGCUGAAAUAUUGUAAUUUUUUAUUGCGUCAGAUAUAACAUUAAUCUGUUGUUUCAUUAAGAUUUUAAUGUCGAGAUUUUGUUCAGUUAGAGCAUGUAUUGAAUCGCUGUAAAAUUGCGCAUCCGCAGAAUUAGGGGUACCAAAAAGCCAUUUAAACGCGUACGAUACACCAUUGAAGAGUCCACGGCGAUUUCGAAAUGGUUUAUGACUGACAAGCUGGGUAAUAGUAAGGAAUUUAUUUUCUAAUUGAAUGAUUUGCACUUCGAUUACUUUCAUAGAAUCCUUACACGAAUUAAAUUUUGACGUUUUUGAACAAAGAAUUAAGGUUUUGUCGUACAUGUUUUUAAUAAAUAGCAACUUUGCAUGAAAUAAUGAAAUGUUGGAGAACGAAAGCAACGUGAAAUAAUCGUUUGAUAUUUUUGCGAAUCCCAGAUUUUGAUAGAAUAUUCCUGAAUAAGUAGGGAUAGGUUCAAUAGAAUAAGGGAAGGAAGUAAGAGAGAAAUGAAAUUUGAAAAUUGUUAAGAGUGUUAAAGUUAUAAAUGGUUUAAUUUUCAUUGUUUAUACCUGAAACAAAAGGCUUCAGUAAGUUUGCAUGAUAGGUAACUUUCGUAUUAUUUUUAAUUAAUAUCUCAUAUGUAUUGUUAGGAUUUACUUUUACUAUUUUAAAAGGACCUUUAUAAUUUGGAGACAGCUUUUUACUUAGUCCUGGUUUAACAUUUUUGUUUAGUAUGUAAACUAAAUCAUUGACAUUAAAGGUUAGAUUGUUGACCUUUCGAUCAUAAUAAGUUUUUGAUUUUUCUUUUGAUUUAAUAAGCGAUUCUCUCGCUAUUUCAUAGGAUUUAUUGAAUUUUAAUUUUAAGUUCGAGUAAUAAUCGUCGUAGGAGUAUCGGAAUUCAGGUGUGCUAGUGAGUGAGUUGGGAAUAAAAGCUUUGUGACCAAAAAUUAAUUCAUAAGGGGUAUAGUUUGUGGAUUUAUGUGUGUGGGUAUUAUAAGUAAACAUAGCUAGGGGUACAUAUUCAUCCCAAUUAUUUUGGUAUUGAUUUAUAUAGUGCUUCAAGUAUUCUUUUAAGGUGUGGUGGCUGCGUUCCAAAGCACCAUUCGUUUGGGGAUGAUAUGGGCUGCAGAAAAUAUGUUUAAUUUUGAAAAGUUUAUUCAGUUGUUUUAAAAUUUCGGAACAGAAAUCUUGACCUUGAUCAGAUAAUAUACUCUCAGGAAUGCCAAAUAUUGUUAAAAAUUCAAGCAAAUUAUUAGCGAUUGUGAGAGCCUCGUGGUUUGGGAUCGGCUUUGCAAAAGAAUAUUUAGUUAGAUCGUCCUGCAUGGUUAGGAUGAAUUUAUUACCAUUUUCUGUCAUGGUUAGAGGUCCUACAACAUCGAUUGCUAGACGUUGGAAAGGGCGUUCGCUUGUUGUAGUUAUUUGCAUGGGUGCCUUAUUAGGUUUGUGAUUAGUUUUAUUUAUUUGGCAAGACUGACACGAUUUGAUAUAGUUUUUAAUGUCCUUCUUCAUGUUCGGCCAUUUAUAAUUAUCUUUUAUUCUCUUAUAAGUUCUUAUAAACCCUGAGUGACCUGAUAAUGAAGACGAAUGGUUAUGUUCGAGAAUAGAUCUAAUUUCGUCUUUAUUUUGAGGUAGUAACUUAGGUUUAUUUACUAAAACAACUGUAAUUUUUGAUUUUGAAAAUAUAAAAUCAAUCAUUUCGUUGAGCAUGUCUUGUUUUAAAUUAGGAUUAGUUUCUAUUGGAUUUUUAAGGUGAAUAGUUUCUAUUUGAUUUUUUACAAGUGAUUUUUUUAAAUUGAUAAGUGAAUAAAAUAAAUCUUUAUAAGUUAAAUUGUCAAAAUAAUUUAAUUUGGAAAUCAAAAUAAAGGUUUUUUCUUUUUUCGCAUUUUCUAAAAGGUGGGUUGAAUAAAGAUUUAAGUCGUCUGAAGGAAUAGAACUAAUAUCAUGAAUUGCAAUAAGGUUUUCGAAAUUUGGAUUGCUCAUGUCUAAGUCUUUUGACAUUAUCAAUGCAUUUGGAAAUUUUUGAAAUAAGUUUUCUUUGAUUAUUUCGAUUCGUGGCAUUUCCUGAUUUGUGUAAUGGAAUUUAAUAAAUUCGUCAUAUGUGACAUUUGUAUUAGCUUCAAGACUGAGAACAGUAUUUCUGGAGAGAGCGUCGACAUUAGAAUUUAUUCUACCAGGUUUGUAUCGAAUUUCGUAGUCGUAUUCCUCUAAUUUUAAUCUCCAACGAAUGAGACGACUCGAAGGAUCUUUACAAUUAAAGAGCCAUGUGAGUGGACGAUGAUCUGUUAGAAUUAUGAAUUUUCGACCAUAAAGAUAAGGUCUGAAGUGAUGAACUGACCAUACUAUUGCUAGAAGUUCUUUCUCAGUGGUGGAGUAGUUCGUUUCUGCUUUAUUAAGAGUGCGAGAUGCGUAGGCAAUGGGUAAAUCGCGGCCUACGUCACCUUGAGACAAUACUGCACCAAUGGCAUAGUUUGAAGCGUCAGUUGUUAGAAUGAAGGGAUUUUUGAAAUUAGGAAAUUGAAGUAAAGGUUCAGACGUUAAAAUUUCUUUAAAUGAGUCGAAAGAUUUUUGACAUUCUGUUGACCAGUUAAAUGGUACAUCCUUUUUUAAUAGUGAUGUAAGUGGUUUACCAAUUUUUGAGAAGUCCUUAAUGAAUCUCCUAUAGUAUCCUAUCAAACCAAGAAAUUGUUUAAUCUGCUUUGGAUUUUUCGGAGGUGGAUAGGUAGAAAUCGCGUCGAUCUUUUCAGGAUUAGGUGAAACUCCUUUAUCACUAAUAACGUGUCCUAAAUAAACAACCUCGUGACGCAUGAACUCACAUUUAUCAGGCUGCAAUUGUAAAUUAUUCGCGCGAAGUCGAGAAAAUACAGAUUUAAGUUUAUUCGUGUGUUCUUGGAUAGAACUUGCGUAAAUAACGAUAUCGUCAAGGUAGACGAAACAUUGAAGACCCUGUAACCCUGAUAAGACGUUAUUCAUUAAACGCUGGAAAGUAGACGGGGAGUUUUUUAAGCCGAAAGGCAUCCUGGUAAAUUCAUAGUGGCCAGAAUGAGUGGAAAAGGCUGUUUUAGGUAUGUCAUCGGGUUUCAUCGGAAUUUGGUGGAAUCCACUGGCUAAAUCUAAUAUAGUGAAGUAUUUGGAGCAACCCAAUUGAUCUAAAAUAUCUUCGAUAAGAGGGAGAGGAAAUGAGUCACCCACUGUGACAUUAUUCAACUUGCGGUAGUCAACGACUACUCUCCAUUUCUUUUGAUCAGAUGCAUCUCGUUUUUUUGGAACUAUCCACAGAGGACUGCAAUAAGGAGAAACAGAGGGACGAAUGAUGCCUUGUUUAAGCAUUUUUUGGA
Molecule: messenger RNA, 7417 nt
Organism: Agrilus planipennis (emerald ash borer)
Lineage: Eukaryota; Metazoa; Arthropoda; Insecta; Coleoptera; Buprestidae
Gene: mtSSB
Product: single-stranded DNA-binding protein, mitochondrial
Exons: 4
Coding region: 129-569 (146 amino acids)
Biological process (GO): mitochondrial DNA replication; positive regulation of helicase activity
Cellular component (GO): mitochondrial nucleoid
Molecular function (GO): single-stranded DNA binding
Source: RefSeq, a predicted model, not a curated record